This is a messenger RNA of Spinacia oleracea (spinach), 1674 nucleotides long. Its product is annotated as 3-hydroxyisobutyryl-CoA hydrolase 1. The coding region runs from base 235 to 1389 and encodes 384 amino acids. The transcript is spliced from 15 exons. The record is from RefSeq and is a predicted model, not a curated record. Gene Ontology annotation, biological process: L-valine catabolic process. Gene Ontology annotation, molecular function: 3-hydroxyisobutyryl-CoA hydrolase activity. Lineage: Eukaryota; Viridiplantae; Streptophyta; Magnoliopsida; Caryophyllales; Amaranthaceae.
AUUAACCAAAUUUGCAGUUAACUGCAAUUCCAGAGCUUAUCAAAAACAAAGUUCUACGGUGGCAGUCCCAUUUCCGCCACCAGAAAAAAAGAAAGAGAAAGAGAAAGGCGGGAGCUUCGGGGUCAGCAGAAGGCGCUGUCGUUUCAGCUUCUUCCAAUUCGACCCCUAAAGAGGAAAAAGCAUUGCGUCUUGUUAAUUUCUUAAGUUUCUAGCAAACAUUGCAAACUCACAAUCAUGGCGUCGCACAAUACUGCAAGUUCUGAGUCUCAUCAGGUUUUGGUCCAGGACAAGCAAUUUGUGAAAUCACUUAUACUGAACCGUCCCAAGCAAUUGAAUGCACUCUCCCGCUAUAUGGUUUCUCGGCUAUUGGAACUAUUUCUGGCCUAUGAGGAGGAUCCUAGUGUGAAGUUGGUUCUUUUGAAGGGAAAUGGAAGAGCAUUUUGUGCUGGAGGUGAUGUUUCCGCUGUGGUCCGUGAUAUUACUGAAGCAGGUGAUUGGAGAUCAGGUGCAAGCUUCUUUCAGAAAGAGUUUAUCUUAAAUUAUGUCAUGGCGACAUACAAAAAGCCUCAGGUUUCAAUUCUUGAUGGGAUUGUCAUGGGAGGUGGAGCUGGUGCAUCAAUUCAUGGUAGAUUUCGCAUUGUAACUGAAAAUACGGUUUUUGCAAUGCCUGAAACGGCUUUAGGACUCUUUCCAGAUGUUGGUGCCUCCUACUUCUUGUCAAGGUUGCCAGGGUUCUUUGGUGAAUAUGUUGGUCUCACUGGAACCAGGUUGGAUGGUCCAGAAAUGCUUGCGUGUGGUCUUGCAACCCAUUUUGUUCACUCCACGAAAUUGUCCCUGCUGGAGGAAGAACUUUACGAGGCGAAUUUAGAUGAUCCAUUAAAUAUUUGUGAAAUUUUUGAUAAAUAUGCUGAGCAACCUGUUCUGAAAGAGAAGAGCGCUUAUCGAAAGUUGCAUAUAAUUGAUAAGUGCUUUUCUCACAGAACUGUCGAAGAAAUUUUAUCUUCUCUUGAGAAUGAAAAUGCUGAGAGACACGGUGAUUGGAUUUCUGCAUCAAUAGAAUCACUAAAGAGAGCAUCUCCAACAAGUUUGAAAAUCUCUCUUAAAUCGAUCAGAGAAGGUAGACUGCAAGGGAUUGGUGAAUGCCUAAUCCGCGAGUUUAGGAUGGUUUGCCAUGUUCUGCAAGGAGAAGUCAGCAGAGAUAUAUUUGAGGGUUGCCGGGCAAUCUUGGUUGACAAAGACAAAAAUCCAAAGUGGAAUCCUUCGCGGUUGGAUCUGAUUAGUGACGAUAUGGUGAACCAUUAUUUUUCAAGAGUGAAAGAUCAAGGAUGGAUGGACCUCAAGUUGCCGACAAAAUCGAAUUUGCCUGCAUCAGCCAUGGCUAAGCUCUAGGAAUGUCAGCUGACAAUGGCAUCAUUAAUGGAGUUGGUCUACUUAUUAUCGUGCACAAGCCUUAGUCUUUGGCUAAUACCUCAUUGUGGUCUACUUUAUUAAUAACUGAAAUGAUUAUGUAAAUGGUUGUAGUUGUAAGUCUUGUAACACGCCCUUUUCUCCGUUCUAGAACAAACCAUUAAAAUAUCACGAAACAUUGCAAAAAUAAAAUUUGAAAUAAUCCCAACUUCAAUAAAUGACUCAUCUCGUGAAAAUUCUUUGUUCAUGAGGUUGUUUUUGGGUUCA